AGAGUGAUCGCUCAGAGAAUCACAAAAGCUACCGUCAACUCCACUGUGGCCUUCAUUCUAUGUUUGGUGCCAUCCGCGUUAUCUGUUUUGGGCGGCGAGCCCGCCAUGCUGCCGUUGAUAUCUGUCAUGGUGCACCCUGGAAGGAGAUUCGGGUCCAUGCUGGAAGGUAUCGUCUUCUGUACCACAGGGCUGCUAGUGGGCAACGCUUACUCUCUUCUGGGGAGAUUCAUAGCCCAAUGUAUCCUAGGAAACCUUGAAUAUCUGCCCGACCAGGAACAGCUCGAGUACAACUACGACAGAUACCGUGCCGCUCUGGCGGUUCUUGCUGUAUUCCACAUCUUGAUGCUUUUCUUCCAUGGAUGGAUGCGUGUGAUAUCGCACAAGUUCUUUGGUAUCGUGUUCCCGUUGUUCUUGGUUGUUCACUUCACCUUCACUGACAACCUGAACGUUUCUGCAGGAACCAUUGCGAAGAACUUCACAGUGCCGUUCUUCGUCGGCAUAGCAAUCUCACUGGCGUGCAACUUGGUGAUUUUUCCAGAGUUUGGCUCGUCCUACUUUGGUACAUCCAUGUCGGAUAUCUUGAAUGAACUGCACGAGACACUUGACUAUACCCUCCGGUUCUUUAACCAGAAAUCUACCAAUUACACACAGGAACAAGUCACAUUGGCUCAACUGAUCAAAAAAAAGACCACGCUGAGAUCAAAACUCAAUGCGACUCAGGGUGUCUUGAAAGAAUGUACGUACGAGAUAUCGUACUCUUACUGUUCCCCAUCACAGGCCAAACCACUGAUUGAGAUUCUCAAAACACAGUUGUCAUAUACAUGUGCACUGAUCAAUGCCUCACAGCUACACUACACAACAGCGAUGAAUAACAGCGAUAACGACCAGCUUGAGAAUGUCUUAAGCAGAACGGAUGAUCCACUGUUCAAGCUUCAUAAAAGUAUUUCUCGCUGCUUGUAUAUUGUGAAGUUAUCAAUAGCACAAUCGUACGAUGUCAAGGUUUCAAAGAUGGCUCAACCGGAGUACUUCACAGUUGAAGAGAUCGACAUGACAAAGGUCAACUUCGAGUCGGAGGUACGAACUUUGGCUAGAGACCUUUCAAUGCUUGAUUUAUCAUUCAGAAAAGAAUUUACAUUGCUAAGCAAUGAAUUUGAAAACUACCUUACUCCAAAUGACAACAUGUUCAUCCUUUCGUCUUUCCUUAUGAACUUGAAGGAGACCACGAAUUCGGUUAUCAACAUGAUGAACGUGGCAAACAACAUCCUUCAGGUAAGACUAAAGCGUGAGAAGAAAGGAAUCUUCGGAAGACGUAUUUGGAUGCCUUUCAUAAAGAGCAGAGAGGACUUAAAAGGUUGGUUCGAAGCAAACCAUGGUGACUUUUUCAACUCAAAUGAAUCGGCAAGUUUGAACGGUGCUCCUUCAAUGAGGAUCUACACAGGUGACGUGGUGGAUCCUGAAAAAUCACACUCUGAUGACGAAUCUACAACUGUCUUGUCGACUAAUGAAGAAAAGAAGAACUUUCUUGAUUCAUUGAUUGUCUGGCUUCUCAAGCUUUACCAUUCACACUCAGCCCAUAUCAGAUUUGGACUCCAAUGUGCAGUUGCUUUGACAUUAGCGACUUUCCCGAUGUUUGUACCUGAAGCAAGACAUUGGUUUGUUGAUAUUAGAGGGCCAUGGAUAGGUUUCGUUUGUAUCUUGGUUGUUGAGCCAGAAGUUGGAAGCACGUUCUUUGUCUUCUUUCUAAGAGGUGUUGGGGUCAUUUCAGGUGCUGCUUGGGGAUACCUGUCUUACGUCGCAGGGGAUAACCAGAACAACCCGUAUCUUGAAACUGUCGUGACCGUGAUAGGAGCAAUACCAGGGUUCUAUUUUUUCCUUGGAACGCCAUAUAUCAAGGCAGCGAUUAUCGGUGUGAUUUCGAUAUAUAUAGUGAUCCUGUCAGCUGCGCUUCCCUCAGAAGUUGGUGGAAGCAUAUUGGUGAACUUUGGUAAACGUUGUCUCGCCAUGAUUUAUGGAGGUGCAGUGGCAUUGAUCUGUCAAAUCGGCUUCUUCCCGAACAAGGCCAGAGAUGAGCUGAUCAAGGAAGUGGUCUACAGUACAGGCAAUAUUUCCAAGAUUCUUUUACUUUAUGCUGCUGGCUUAGAUGGAGAGACCGUUCAAGUCAGUUUAUCGGAAAAAAGAUUCCAUACUUUGCAACGACUCUCUAGCCUGACUAGUGCAUCGCUCAUCAGGGCAGAUGCGUACAGAAUCAGUGCUAAGAAAGAACCAAGACUGAAGGGGAGUUACCAUCAAAUCGAAAAGAUCUUUUUUGAGAUCAUCUUUAUUCUAAGACAAAUUUUGGAGAGAGUUGAAAAUAUCGUUCAAUUACGUCGGUCCUAUGGCUCGGCUAUUGUUGAAGAGCUCAACGAUGAUGUGUUUCCUUAUCGCAGACAACUGAUAGCUUCUAUGAACAACACCGUAAAGGCAGUCGAGUUUGCACUGCUCACGAAAUCGCCCCUCCCACAGUACCUUCCUAGUUGCACUGUUGCUCAGAAAAGGCUUAUCGCCAAAGUCUCUGAUGUUAUCAAAACCAAAUAUAAAAGGAAAGAUUCUAUUGACGAUAGCUCCGAUGAGGAGCUUGUGAUGGAUUUUGGGCAUAGAAAACAGAAGAAGAUACUUGAAAACCAACAGGAAAACGUCUUGAAAGAGAGGUUUCUUAGUUGGAAUGCUUCUAGUGCAGCUACAGAAGAGAUUGUCGAGUACAUUGAGGAAUUAGUUGAGCUAACAAAGGUUCUCGUUGGUGUUAAUGAGUUUAAAUACGGGUUCUUGAGUCGUUCGCUAUAUUCUGAGUAUGCUGCAAAAGCCGUUCGUGGAUAUGAGCAGCUGGUACCAAAUAACAAUGAUAACACUACCCAAGAUGAGGAUGACGAUAGCGACCAAGCACUGGAUGAUGAUGAAUUAAACCCAGUCGCUUUUGAUGAUGUAUCCAGCAUUGCAAACACGCACAAAUCAGCCAUGUCUGAAGGAUUCAGAAAAAGAGUGUAUUCUAUUGGCUCAUGGAUCCGUGGAGAUGAACAGAGUACGACUUCUAUGGGCCAGUUCUAUGACGACAGUGAUGAAGAAGACGGUGAUGAACAACUUCCGCUUUCCCUAAUGAGAGUUGCAAGCAGAAGA
Messenger RNA from Williopsis jadinii, 3150 nucleotides. RefSeq lists its product as uncharacterized. The annotation marks the transcript as partial. The record is from RefSeq and is a predicted model, not a curated record. NCBI's taxonomy places the organism in Eukaryota, Fungi, Ascomycota, Saccharomycetes, Phaffomycetales, Wickerhamomycetaceae. The transcript has a single exon.